GCAGUAGGUGGCGGCAGUGCAAGUCGCGAAAAAGAUCUUCAGCAAGCGAGUGAAUUAUUUCAGGAACAGAAUGUCGGCUGCUGUGACGACGGCGCCUCAAGACAGCGCAGGAUUCUGGAAGACGCGCUACACCAUGCUGCUACUUAACACUCUGGGUCUGGCCAUCAGCUACGCGACGCGCGUCAACAUCUCGGUGGCCAUCGUCGACAUGGUCAACGGGACGGCGCUGCGGGAGAGAGAAGCCGCUGAAGGGACCCAGCUGGUCCGCGACCCUGACUCCUGCCCGGGCGAGCUGGUGCUCGAGGGCCCUGGCGGGCGCAAGGAAGGGGAGUUCAUCUGGGACAUGUAUAUGCAAGGAGAGAUCCUCGCAGGCUUCUACUACGGUUAUACGGUAGGGCAUAUCCCAGGCGGCGUGCUUGCUGAUCGCUUCGGUGGCAAAGUCGUCCUGUUGUUCGGCAUUCUCGUCUCAUCUAUUCUGACUGUUCUGACACCACUGUCUGCGUGGGCUGGCUACUACGUACUGUUUACCAACAGAGUCCUCCAGGGACUAGCUCAGGGUGGCAUAAUACCAGCUAUACAGACGACUGUUUGUACUUGGGCACCAGACCACGAAAGGAGCUUAUUUUCUAUUAUUUUUCUAGGGAUAUGUGUUGGAACCCUCGUAUCUAUGGCGGUGACGGGUAUUUUGUGCGAGACCAUCGUUGGCUGGCCGCUUUCCUUUUACUUUUUCGGAGGAAUCGGACUGUUGUGGUGUGUGCCAUGGUUCUUCCAGGCUGCAGAUUCGCCGUCGCAGCACCCGUACAUCGACCCAGCCGAACGUAACUACAUCAAGGCCACAAUUCAGUCAGCUGCUAAGAAGAAGCUGCCUGUACCGUGGAAGAGCAUUAUGUUAACGCCAGCUGUCUGGGCUCUCAUCGCUAUCAUGAUUACUUUCGACUGGAUCUUCUAUCUGCUCAUCACGUCGCUGCCGCAGUACAUAGCCCAAGUCUUGCACUUCGAUAUCCGUAGCAAUGGGAUCAUAUCAGCCAUUCCUCACAUCACUGGCGGUGCUGGAAAUUUGGUAUUUGUGUGGUUCACUGGUUUCCUGCUCCGGAAAGGACGCGUGUCCAAAACCUGCACGUUCCGCAUUAUAAAUGGAUUAGGUACCCUGGUGCCCGCAGCCGCACUGGUCGUGGUGGCGCUGGUGGGCUGCGACAGCACCGUCAUCAUCGUGAUGUUGGCGCUUAGUGGCUUCUUCAUCGCCACAGACUGCACAGGCUCUUACCUCAACAUGCAGGCCAUCGCGCCAAACUACGCGGGCACCAUCGUCGGAAUCGUCAACAUGUUUGCCAAUCUAACGGGCAUCGCCAUCCCUUACAUCGUCGGUGCAUUCACCAACACCAAUCCAACGCGUUCAGCUUGGAAUGCCGUCUUCUACCUGUCGUCUGCGGUAGCCGCCGUGUCGUACUUAAUCUACGCUGUGUUCACUACCGCUGACGAGCAGCCAUGGAACGUGCCACCCUCAGAAAGAGCACAGAAAGCGAACGCCAAUGAAGGCAUCGAGAACACAGCGUUUGAAAAAGGCGUAACACCGAUGGUUGACGGAGUCACGACGCAGCAAGGCACUUGGAAAGCCAACAUACCUUAGAAUCCGUCCCUAGGACAUUGGAACUCUGUGCGUCACUGUGGUCGAUGCAGCUACGCAAGAUCGUCGUUGGCGCAGACAACAUGAACUCUGUGGUCAUCAUUAAGCAGAGAAAAUGGUUACAGCACCGUGCGUACUGAGGAUCUCUUUCUGCCGCGCCACGCCAUCACCGUGACCAAGAGAGCAGCAGUUACUAUCACGACCAGACAUAACCAUUGUAGUCGCCCUCGGCAACGAACUAUCAUCGAGAUUCUGCUAACAAUUUUUUGAACUAAUUGUGUGCAGAAUUAUGAGUCAAGUGUCAGGAAGAACACUAGUUCAUUUCUUAACAAAUUUAAAUUCAAGUUCAUUCUCAAAUAAAUGAUUUAAACAUUCACUAAAUGAAUUGUCGCCCAUGUUUUUAGUUUCUGCCCCUAAUUGCCUCGUUAAUACAUCUUAUUAUUCUUCCUUCAAGUCAUUCCUGACUGAAAGUAAUACUAUUCAUGAUUGUUUACAAUGCAAAGAGACAAUGUAUAGGUAAGUAAAAGCUGCACUAAUUAUCAACUAUGGUUAAAAUACUGUCCACUAUUUGCGCAUGCUAAUGACUGAAUUUGAAAUCAUCCAGUUAGCAAGAAGACCGUUACUUGUGGUAAACUGAGUUGCUACCUCAGUUAUAUUAAAUAGCUGCAUUUAACUCUUAUUGCGCCCUGCUGUGUAUCAUAGAAUAACAGUUAUGGGAAUCGUGAAUUGACAUUUUUUUACAUUGAAUAUUGCUAUUUGCUAAUCCGUCAUCAUGAAUCAUCCCUGAAUCUAAAUAGUGAGAUAAUUACUCAUAUAGUUACUGAAAAGAAUUCCCAAUAAAGAAUGUUAUUAAUUUACUUAUUUAAUAUAUGUAUAGACACCGAAUAUUUUGCUCUGUAUGUGACAGGAUGUUGUUGAUUAUACCAAAUACUCUCUGGCAAUGUGAUACUUGAAUACUCUUCGACAGCCUACUGAAUACAUUGUGAUCUGGUGUUUCAGUCCAUCUUGUACUAUCUCGAGCCAUCGUUUCUGUUACAACGGAUCAUAUCUGAGCAGAGUGCUGAUAAAUGCAGUAAAGGGUGUAUUACUUGCCUCUCAUCUGUCGAGUCCGUGUUUUGAUAGUCUGGCCAUUCGUGUAGGUUUGUAUAAAACUCGCAUUUGCUUGCUCAUAAAAUGUAUGCCUUAUUACGGUGUUUAAAGGGAACAUUAAUUGGGCAGCUCACUACUAUUAUGUAUGUGAUACAUGCAGUGCAAAUGUAAAUGCAAAUGUCAAGUGUAAACGUGUUUCACUAUCACUACACUGCCAUCAAGGAUACAAUGAGCACAGGAGUGGAUUGACUUCAGUCGAUAAUGUAAUUAAAUGAAUUUUAAUUAUUGAUUACCUAUUCAG
Messenger RNA from Schistocerca gregaria, 3014 nucleotides. Its product is annotated as sialin-like. Gene Ontology annotation, biological process: transmembrane transport; monoatomic anion transport. The record is from RefSeq and is a predicted model, not a curated record. Lineage: Eukaryota; Metazoa; Arthropoda; Insecta; Orthoptera; Acrididae. The transcript is spliced from 11 exons. Gene Ontology annotation, molecular function: transmembrane transporter activity. The coding region runs from base 71 to 1627 and encodes 518 amino acids.